Molecule: messenger RNA, 744 nt
Organism: Exaiptasia diaphana
Lineage: Eukaryota; Metazoa; Cnidaria; Anthozoa; Actiniaria; Aiptasiidae
Exons: 5
Coding region: 69-569 (166 amino acids)
Source: RefSeq, a predicted model, not a curated record
UGAUUUACACUCACAACAAUGUCAUUUUUUAUGCAAGCAAUUUGCUGUGUAGCUAGUGUACUGAAACAAUGUCGUCACGUACUGUGGUAUACGUUAUUACUAUUGCUGUUAUGUCCCAUGGUAUGACUUAUGGUACCUAUGGUAACAAGUGGGAUCGCUUACCGAACGUGGUUGAAUCUCCACAUAUAAAGAACCAGUUACUAAUGGCUUGCAAGGGAGAGCAUUACGCGUCGAUCGCUAUUGAAGCAUUGCCAAGACAUGUUGGAUGCGGGACGCCGUAUUCAAUUCGUGUAAAAAUCAUUCCAAAGACCGACAUUCUUUACCUGCAAUGUGAGAYGAUUGUAAAAUUGAACGGAAGAACGAUUUUAAGGAAGGAUUGGCCAGGACUUUGCCAAAGAGGUUAUCUGGACUGCCCAUUGUUUAAAGGAGAAACGUAUACGCUUAAAAMUAAAGGAGACAUAUUCACCUGCCUUUUGAACGAGGGACAUUACAAAAUCUCAGUCUCAUGCUCUGAUCAGAACAACCUUGAAGUAUUAUGUGCCAUGAUGAGAUUCACUUGGACGAACUAGAUGGCCUCUCAUUUUUACACACAAGAAAAGCCUUAAAAUAUCAAGCAAUUGUUUUGCUCAAAAUAGUUUGAAUAACAAUUCAUCGUAAUAUUAACAUAUUUCAAUAACAAAUAAAAACAUCACAAAAUCAAGAAAACAACAAUGUACUACUAAACAGACAAAAAUAAGUUUAGAA